AGUGACAGAGAGGGAGGGAGUGAGUGACAGAGAGGGAAGGAGUGAGUGACAGGCAUUAAGAGUUAGGGACAGAGAGGACAGGACACUCUGGAGCAUCUCAAGCCCUCUGGCCGUGCAACUAUGAUGAGCUGGAGGCUGAGUAGCCGCUGAGAAGCGCAUCUCCAUGGCGGUGGCCGAACUCUACACCAAGUACAACAGGGUUUGGAUUCCUGACUCCGACAAUGUGUGGAAGUCAGCGGAGAUCACCAGCAACUAUAAGAAAGAAUCCGAAGUACUUAAUUUGGAGUUGGAAGACGGAACUGAAUUACAGUAUCCGGUUGAUCUGAUAAACACAUUACUGCCGCCUCUCCGGAACCCUGACAUCCUGGUGGGAGAAAAUGACCUCACGGCCCUCAGCUACCUGCACGAGCCCGCAGUCCUGCAUAAUCUCCGAGUUCGCUUCGUGGACUCCAAGCUCAUCUACACGUACUGCGGUAUCAUUCUUGUGGCCAUUAACCCGUACAAACAAGUGCCCAUCUACGGAGAUGCCAUCAUUCACGCCUACAGCGGGCAGAAUAUGGGCGACAUGGAUCCCCAUAUCUUUGCUGUGUCCGAAGAAGCUUACAAACAAAUGGCCAGGAACAAUAAGAACCAGUCUAUUAUUGUAAGCGGGGAGUCGGGAGCAGGAAAGACAGUAUCUGCCAGAUAUGCUAUGAGGUACUUUGCUACAGUGAGUAAAUCCAGCAGCAAAGCGUGUGUUGAAGAUAAAGUCCUGGCAUCAAACCCGAUAACCGAGGCGAUCGGAAAUGCUAAAACUACACGGAACGACAACAGCAGUCGGUUUGGUAAAUACACUGAGAUCAGCUUUGAUAACAGGUAUCGAAUCAUUGGUGCAAACAUGAGAACAUACCUGCUGGAGAAGUCCAGGGUGGUCUUUCAGGCUGAAAAUGAGAGAAAUUAUCACAUCUUCUACCAGCUUUGCGCCUCCGCAGAUCAGCCCAAGUUCAAGCACUUGAAAUUGGGUCCUGCAGAACAUUUUAGUUAUAUGAGAAUGGGUGGAAAUACCUCGAUUGACGGCGUUGAUGACAGAGCAGACAUGAUCGAAACCCAAAAAACAUUCUUGCUGCUUGGCUUGAAUGAAGACCUCCAGAUUGAUAUCUUCAAGGUAUUGGCAGCAAUUCUGCAUUUCGGCAAUGUAGAAAUCAGAGCUGUGAGUGAAGAGAAAUCUUCAGUCAAAGCUGGUGAUGCACAUCUGAAGGUAUUUUGUGAACUUCUCAGCAUAAAAACGGAAGAGAUAGCUCACGGGCUGUGCCACCGAAAAAUCUCCACUACCUCAGAUACCGUGAUCAAACCUAUGACGAAGGCUCAAGCUAUCAAUGCCAGGGAUGCUGUGUCAAAGCACAUCUACGCCCAUCUGUUCAACUGCAUUGUGGAGCGGAUUAACAGGGCUUUGCAGUUUGAUGGCAAACAAUAUACAUUUAUUGGUGUUCUGGACAUCUACGGGUUUGAAACCUUUGACAUGAACAGUUUUGAGCAGUUCUGUAUAAACUACGCCAAUGAAAAACUGCAACAGCAAUUUAACUUGCAUGUGUUUAAACUUGAACAAGACGAAUACAUGAAGGAGGAUAUCCCGUGGACGUUGAUAGAAUUCAACGACAAUCAGCCCUGCAUUGACUUGAUAGAAGCGAAGAUGGGCAUCCUGGAACUUCUUGAUGAGGAGUGCUUGCUGCCGCAAGGAACUGAGGAAAACUGGCUUCAGAAAUUGCACAAUAAUUUCCUCAAUAAAAACCCUCUGUUUGAGAAGCCCAGAAUGUUUAGGAAAGCUUUCAUCAUCCAGCACUUUGCUGACAAGGUGCAGUAUGAAAGUGAUGGAUUCCUCGAGAAGAACAGAGAUACAUUGUACGAUGAACUGAUUAAUGUACUGAAGAAAAGUAAGCUGAGUCUCCUCGCUGAUUUCUUUCAAGACGAUGAAUCAUCGGUUGGUAACCUGAAGCCGCACAUUAAGGUCAAGCCAGCCAGGCCCGGGUUCAAGUCUUUCAAAAAACAGCAUCGAACUAGUGUUGGGAGUAAGUUUCGUAAUUCCCUGCACCUGCUGAUGGAGACUCUCAAUGCCACAACACCUCACUACGUGCGUUGCAUUAAGCCGAACGAUUCCAAGCUUCCAUUCGAGUACGACUCCAAGAGAGUUGUUCAACAGCUGAGAGCCUGCGGCGUCUUGGAAACUAUUCGGAUCAGCGCCCAGAGCUAUCCGUCCAGGUGGACGUACUAUGAGUUUUUCAGCCGUUACAGGAUUCUGAUGACGCAGCAAGAUCUUGCGACAACUGAGAAAAAACAAAUCUGUAAACAGGUUUUGAAACGGUUAAUUCAGGACCCAAACCAGUAUCAGUUUGGCAAAACGAAGAUCUUCUUCCGAGCUGGCCAGGUGGCUUAUCUGGAGAAGCUGCGAGCAGACAAACUACGAGAGGCCUGCGUCACCAUACAGAAAAACCUGCGUUGCUGGAUCCACAGGAAGAGAUACCUUCAGCUGAGAGGAGCUGUUAUUCUUAUGCAGCAGUAUGUGCGUGGGAAAAGGGCUGUUCGCCAUGUGGUGAGUGCCACGGCCAUCAAGCACGCCUGGGCUGCUGUUGUCAUCCAGAAAAACUGCCGAAGGUUCUUGGUGCGUCGCCUGUACCACCUCAUUCUCUUGGCUACCGUUAUCAUCCAGUCACACGUCCGGGGCUGGUUAGCAAGAAAGCAGUUUAAGAAGAUGCUGCAAGAUCAGAAGGCAUUAAUAAUUCAAACGCACGUGCGUGCCUGGUUGGCAAGACGCAGGUACCAGAGCAUCCGCCGGUUUGUUUUGAACAUCCAGCUGUCCUACAGGGUGAAAAAUCUGCACAAGAAAUUGGAUGAGCAGACCAAAGAGAACACUGGUUUGCUGGAGCGUUUGACCCACCUGUCUACGAUUCACUCUGCCGAGGCAGGUAGAUUUACCAAACUCGAGGAAGAAUUUGGGAAAACGAUGGCGCAAAAGAAAGCAAUUGAGGAACAAGCAAAGAAAUCCAGGGAGAAAACCGAGCAGGAAGCUUUGCAGCUUAAAAAACAAACAGUGGUGUUGCAAGAGCAAAGCCGGAACCUGGAGCAGAAACUUGUGGAACAGACGAAAGACACGAAAGAGAAAAUCAAAGAACUUGCAGAACAGCACCUCGGGGAUAUAGAAAGAGAAGAGCGGCAAAAAAGAAAACUGGAGAAUCAGAUUCAGAUUCAGCAGGAAGACUACGAGAAGCGGAUCAAGGUGCUGGCUGACGAAAUAGCACGUCUGCACGACGAGAGGGCGAAGCUACAGGAGCAGAUCCAGGACGAGUACCUCGAAAAUGACACCUUACGGAAGGAGAUGGCACAGCUGGCCAACGAAAUGCUGAUCAUUCCAAAACUUAAAGGAGAAAUUACAACUCUGGAAACAAAAAAACAAGAUCUGGAAGUGAAUCUGCAACAACAAAGACGGGAAAUGAGAGAGAAAGUGGAGGAGGUGACGAAACAGCUCCUUGGAGGCCUAGAAGGAGAAGAGUUGCGGAAGAGGCUGACUUCUGAUGAUAUGGAGCAACUAAAUGAAGACGGGGAGCUCUGGUUGGCAUACGAAGGAUUGAAAGGCGCUACCAGGGUCCUGGAAGGUCACAUUCAGUCUCAGAAAGAGAGCUACGAGAAAGAGAUUGAGGACCAGAGCUUUAGAAUCGGACACCUCGGUGAGGAGAUCACUCGUCUGCAGCAGUUGUUCCAAGAGGAGAAUAACACCAACAAGAACGUACGGCAGGAGCUGAAUCGCCUGGCAAACGAAAACAUGGUUAUUCCAGAGCUCAAACUGCAAAUCUUAGAAGUGCAGAAACAAAAGCAAGAGGUUGAGAAGCAUUUACUUGGACAGGUUGUGGAUAUAAAAGAAAAAAUGGAAGAAGUUACUGAUCAAUUGCAAGGCAACCUUGAAGAAGAAGGAUCACAAAGAAGAUUGUUAGAGACCCAGAGAGAUAACACUGAAAAAGAAAAGAUGGAAUUGCUUUCUAAAAUCAGACAACUUCAAACUGAAAAUUGCCAACUAGCAAACCGGACAAAUAACAUUGCCAGAAUACAACAAGAAGCAUCUCAUUUAGCCAUUGAAAACUCGGAUCUUGAGGAACUGCUGGACCAGAAGGACAGGCAAAUCCGAAAGUUACAAGACCAGAUCAGAUCGUUGACCAAGACAAUCGAGAAAGCAAAUGGGAAUUUGAAUCAAGCCGUCCCUAAGGACUACCUCGGGAUGCUGGAGUGUAAAGCUGAAGAUGAGGAGAAGCUCGUCAAACAUCUAAUUUUGGACCUGAAACCACAAAGUGUGGUGGUCAAUAUGCUUCCAGGACUUCCAGCGCACAUCCUGUUCAUGUGUGUGCGACAUGCCGACCGCAUUAAUGAUGCAGACAGUCUGAAAUCCCUGAUGAACUCCGUGAUGAAUGGCAUUAAAGAGGUUACAAAGAUACACAAUGAGGAUUUUGAAUUCCUGUCAUUCUGGCUUUCCAAUAGUUGCCAUUUCCUUAAUUCCUUGAAGCAAUACAGCGGGGAGGAGGAGUUCAUGAAGCACAACAAUGACCAGCAGAAUAUGCAAUGCCUAGAGAACUUUGAUUUGUCAGAGUACAGGCAGAUUAUGAGUGAUUUGUCCAUUUGCAUCUAUCAACAAUUGAUCGAAGUCAUGGAGAAGGAACUUCAGCCAAUGAUAGUGCCCGGGAUGUUGGUACACGAAAGUCUCCAGGGCAUGUCCUCCAUGAAGCCGACUGGUCUUCGUAAACGAUCCUCAAGCUUUUUAGAAGAAAUGGAUGUGUACACCAUCUCCUCCAUUUUGCAACAGCUGAGCUAUUACUUUACCACCAUGUGCCAGCACGGCAUGGACAUGGAGCUGGUCAAACAGGUGGUUAAACAAUUAUUCUUCCUGAUCGGAGCUGUUACCAUCAACAACCUCUUCCUGCGAAAGGACAUGUGCUCCUGUAGAAAGGGGAUGCAAAUAAGAUGUAAUAUCAGUUACCUGGAAGAGUGGCUGAAGGAUAAGAAUAUGCAGAGUAGCAAUGCAAAGGAAACCUUGGAGCCGCUCUCUCAGGCUGCCUGGUUACUUCAGGUCAAUAAGACAACGGACGAUGAUGUUAAAGAAAUAUGUGAAAAAUGUUCAUUCCUCUCGGCUGUACAGAUUAUCAAGAUCUUGAACUCUUACACACCGAUCGAUGAUUUUGAGAAACGUUUGGCUCCAUCGUUUGUACGCAAAGUUCAGUCACAGCUGCAGACUCGUGAAGGUAACCAAGCAUUAAUAGUGGACAUCAAGUAUCAUUUUCAAGUGACUUUUCCAUUCAGUCCGUCUCCGCAGGCACUGGAAACGAUUCAAAUUCCUAACAGCUUCAAGCUAAGUUUCCUCACCAGGAUCUAAGGCAUUCUUGAAUGAAGACGAGAGUUAUUUUGGAAAUUGGCGGCUUAAGACUUAAUUUGUUGUUGUUAAGACUGUGAUGAGUGGUCUGGACUGUACAGAAACGGGCAAAUUGCGCUGAACAGGAUUUCUUAUUACUCUUUUAACUGAGCGUCAAACAAAUCUGAAUUUGAUUACAUGACAUGUUCUAUUGUCUGUGACAGUAGAAAUGUGUAAAUAAUGCAAUGUGUUUGUUUGUUAUAUAAGGAAUUGAAAAACAACCAUUUGGGGUUGGCUGUCAUUUACUACUUUUACAGUAUUUAAUUCUUUGAAAUAUUCCGUCAACAUUUUGAAGCAGUUAUAGAGUUUACUUGGAGAAGAAGACUUAAAACUUAGCUUAAUGGCAGAAUGGUGCUUUAACAUAGAGAUGGCAAAACAUUGUGCUGCCGGCAAAACUGUAGGUUGAGGUUGAAAAAAAUGUUUUGGGCUUUAAAAGUACUUAAAUGGAUCGUUUUUUUAAAAAAGUUUACAGAACUUAAUGUUAGUUAUCUGUAUUAGUGCACACAAUGAAAAAAAAUCACAUUUAGAACCAAACCCAAUUAAUGUCUAUAUUUAUCGCUAAUUUGUUUCCCUUUGUACAAAGCAUAUUUUACCUUUUCGUUGUUUACAAAAGCAAAAUAAAUAUAUAUAUAUUACAACUAACUAUGCCUUUCUUUUCUGCCUUGUUGUAAAAUGACAGGGGUUUUAAUAAAUAAUAAAUAAUAAUAAUAAUCCUUA
Messenger RNA from Callorhinchus milii (elephant shark), 6142 nucleotides. It is a transcript of the gene myo5c, whose product is annotated as myosin VC. The record is from RefSeq and is a predicted model, not a curated record. Gene Ontology annotation, biological process: actin filament organization; vesicle transport along actin filament. Gene Ontology annotation, cellular component: myosin complex; actin cytoskeleton; cytoplasm. Lineage: Eukaryota; Metazoa; Chordata; Chondrichthyes; Chimaeriformes; Callorhinchidae. The transcript is spliced from 41 exons. Gene Ontology annotation, molecular function: actin filament binding; ATP binding; microfilament motor activity. Bases 164 to 5389 code for a protein of 1741 amino acids.